Molecule: messenger RNA, 2949 nt
Organism: Exophiala oligosperma
Lineage: Eukaryota; Fungi; Ascomycota; Eurotiomycetes; Chaetothyriales; Herpotrichiellaceae
Exons: 3
Coding region: 386-2554 (722 amino acids)
Biological process (GO): regulation of DNA-templated transcription
Molecular function (GO): DNA-binding transcription factor activity, RNA polymerase II-specific; zinc ion binding
Source: RefSeq, a predicted model, not a curated record
GCUGAAUAGCGACACCUGUAUUUUGCCGCCUGCGCCUUUUUUUCCACUGCAAUCUGUCGCCUCUCAAGACAAUCUCAGAUUGUGAAUUAAUAUCCCGUAUGUGUUUGUGAACGACAUUCACUCUUUUGAUCUCCUACUGGUUUCACAGAGUCUGAAAGGUGAGGGCGCGGUACCUUCAGAUAUUGAAAAACACCAGCCACUAGACUUUUCACGCGACUUGACUCGACACCGACUCGGCUUGCCCGCCUCUUUCUCUCCACCUCCGCCUUUUCUCGUUUUCCCCGAUAUUUACCACCUGCGUCUCCCACUUCAUAGGCAUGUGCCGAUGUUCACCCGUCCGUUUCGGUUGUCGCAGACGAAGUCAUUGAGAUAGAAAAGCUCUGUCAUGUCGUCGAUCUCGCCCACGGGGGCGUAUGCACCCUCGCAGGGCCAGGACCCCAACAACGCGUACAAAUAUGAAGACCCUACUGCCUACCAACUACAGACACACUUUUCCAACCAAUUCGAGGUCGCUUUACCCGUGGACCGCGCAGACCACGAGCAGUUAGGUCAAGAACCUCCGAGAUCCGGAGGCAAGUCGUCAGAGCCAAAAGUCCGUCUGCGGAAGGCUUGCGAUAGCUGUAGUGUGCGAAAAGUCAAGUGCGACGAGUCUGGACCUCCAUGCAAAUCAUGCGCUGCCCUUGACAUUCCCUGCACCUUUGACCGUCCCAGUCGUCGCCGUGGACCACCCAACAGGCAUGCGGAAGCCAUCAAGAGACAAAAACUUGAGGGAGGAAUUUACGAGGGUUCAAGAGGCUCUCCUACUCAUGAUGCGGCCUACAGUCUAGCGGCACUCUCUGCACCCAGUCUUCUCGCGGCUGAAUCGAUAUGCGAUCUUCCUACAUUGAAGGUCCUCAUCGAUGACUACUUUCUCUACAUACAUCCUCUGAUACCUCUCCCACACGAACCGACCUUCCGGAGAUCUUUCGAGGCCCGAGAAGAUCGAACCAACCAUACCUUCCUGGCUCUCAUCGCUGCUAUGGUAGAAUGCCUGGUGGCGUCAUUUCCACGCAGACCACGCCAAUUAUUCACCGCAGAAGCAGCGAGGUCGCAGUUUCCAAACGCUGGCGCUCUUAUUGAUCGAUGCCACCAGGUUUUCGUCGAGGCCCGGGGGUUGGGCUACAUGGACCGGCCAAUGGGUCUUUAUGAUGCGAUUGCAAGCUAUUUGACCGGACUUGCGGCGGGUUACGUUCUUGAUCUACCACGCUUGCGCCUGUAUCUGGGAGAGUGCACUCUCGUCACACGGGAGCUCGGGUUUCAUCGUCCUGAAUUCUACCGGCCACCAGCCACUCCUGGCGGCUCGUACCCACCUGCCGAUGCACAGAGACCUCAAAUCGUGGACUAUGUUUAUCAGGAAUCUGGACGUCGACUCUUCUGGCUACUCUUCGUGGGUGCCAUGUCAGCCCGCCAGCUGGAUGAAGCCGAAGGCGACCUGCUCAUCCCACCGGUUUCUCAUGCAGAGAUGCUGCCUCCACUUCCAAUCGAGGUAGACGAUGAAUACAUCACGGAAGCCCAAAUAUUCCCCCAACCUAGAGGUGUUGUGUCAGAAAUGAUUGGCUUCAAUCUGAAUGUUAAGGUCUUCAGAGCUUUCCACUUUCUGGCUGCACUAGAAAUGGCCUUUGGGGCGAAUACUGUUUAUGACUGGGAUCGGCAACGCCAGAUUAUUCGACGUGCUCUUCAGACCGUCAAGGAAGCGACCCGAGAUGCACCGAAGGAGUUGCAACUGAACCCAUCCAAUGGCUUUGGAGAGUGGCCCCCUACUCAGGCCGACAUAUCUGCCUAUUCCCAAUUAUUCAACGACCGUGAGGGUGUCGAGACCGAUCCUUCACUCGAGACUGCAAGUGCCCGAGGGUCAUUUUCGGCUCCACCAACGAAACGAGUAAUUCAGUUUGAGAUUCAGAAAGCCAACAUUUACGCUACCCAGCUCUCGUCAAGAUCGUAUCUGGUCGAGCGGUUCUGGAAUCUCUACGAAAUCGUCGACCGUGACAAGAUCAGCUUUCCGUCUGACAAGUCUAUUGCCAGUUCCUCGCCAACUGCCGGUGUAGUCAUGACCGGAAUGGAGCACGGUUACCGCCAAGUCGCUGGAAGAACACCCAGCGACAACUUGAUGGAUGCCGGCGAACAAAUGAUGGCAGUUGAACGGGAAGAUAUUGUAAGAGAUAUGGCUUUACUCCUCAAGAGCAUCAACCAAGUCAAUAUGGAGCCAAAUGGCAUGAGCUUUUGCAAUAAGAUCCGGACGGUCGCUUCCACCUUGCUCGAAACGAAGCGUGCUCGCAUGAGCUCAAUGCCGACAUUAGACUCCGAAAGCGUCAACAGUUAUCUCCACGACUUUCUUGAGAUCCUCUCCAAACUCGAAAGACUGGGUCCGUCGCGAUACCGAGGUGUGGCUGACAACACCACUGGAAACCUGCUGCGAACGCCAGAGGAGAUCGAAGAGGAAGAGUUGGUGCAUUGGGCAAGUCUGAAGGAUCGACAGGAACAAUUUGUUCGAGCAAGCGGUGUGAGUUCCUGGUAGGGGAAACCUGAUGGUUUCAAGAUAGAUGGCGACUAUUCUUGACCGUGACUCGGAUGGAACAGCCAGCUGGCUUUCAUGUAUGACUGCAGCGAUAUCCUCACAGCCUAAGCAGGCACUAAAUUGGAUACAUGUGCUCGUUCUAUGGCUUCAAGACGCCAUUCAGCAUUCCAUGUAUGGCACCAUUUUUGUUUGUGACAGCGAAUGCGUUUCGAAAUCACUUCGACACCAUUGAAAUGAUUACCACCACAUCAAAACAAACGGCCUUUGAAGGCAGGCACAAAGUGGCUGGCGGGUUUGACUGCAGUUUUCUUGAAUAUCGACCAUUUCUUAUUGGUUUGAAGUCUUGAUCGAUCUUCCCUUUACAAAGACCUUGACAAUGUUUUGGUCAUCUCCUG